Neofelis nebulosa (Clouded leopard) is the source of this 4387-nucleotide messenger RNA. RefSeq names its product vitamin D receptor (gene VDR). Gene Ontology annotation, biological process: cell differentiation; multicellular organism development; positive regulation of transcription by RNA polymerase II. Gene Ontology annotation, molecular function: vitamin D response element binding; zinc ion binding; nuclear receptor activity. NCBI's taxonomy places the organism in Eukaryota, Metazoa, Chordata, Mammalia, Carnivora, Felidae. Gene Ontology annotation, cellular component: nucleus. Bases 523 to 1848 code for a protein of 441 amino acids. The record is from RefSeq and is a predicted model, not a curated record. The transcript is spliced from 9 exons.
GUCCCGGGAAACUGACACUAAGCUCGCUCGCUCGGAUGAGGUUCGCGACAGGCCGAGAACGUGAUCUGCCGCGGGCGAGGGGGGGACGAUGACGCAGCUCCAGCCACUUUGGCCGCGUUUUCCGUUUGCGCUUUUAUCCUAUCGAGUGGGGUCGGGCUGAGCUCCCAGGCGCUCUGCAGAAGCAACGCGACGGCGAGCGGCGCCCGGGAUUUCCCACGAGAGCAGAGGCCCGACGGUGCCCGCGGCAGACGCCCCCAGAGCCCGGCAGACCGUGAAGUCCGGGUCGGGUCAACCCAGGUGGGGGUGACGCACCUGGAAGAGGCGCGCGCAGCAGCUAGGUGGAACCACGGCGGCUGGAGGUGGGCGAACGCAUCACAGAUUAACGCGGGCAGAGCGUGGAUCUGCACACACAUCACCUUCGAAAACUCUCAGGCACGGAGAAGCAGCAUGCCUUCCUCUGUGGACCGCAGCCGUGGAGGACUACCCCGGGCAGAGUCUCCCAGUGGUUGAUUCCAAGUCAAGAUGGUUGCGAAGCCGCCAGCCUUCUCGCGGAGCGAGGCAGGGACGGAAGCGAUGGCAGCCAGCACUUCCCUGCCUGACCCUGGCGACUUUGACCGGAAUGUGCCCCGAAUCUGUGGGGUAUGCGGAGACCGAGCCACCGGCUUUCACUUCAACGCUAUGACCUGUGAAGGCUGCAAAGGCUUCUUCAGGCGAAGCAUGAAGCGGAAGGCGCUGUUCACCUGCCCCUUUAACGGCGACUGCCGCAUCACCAAGGACAAUCGCCGCCACUGCCAGGCGUGCCGGCUCAAGCGCUGUGUGGACAUCGGCAUGAUGAAGGAGUUCAUCCUGACGGAUGAAGAGGUGCAGCGGAAGCGGGAGAUGAUCCUGAAACGGAAGGAGGAGGAAGCCUUGAAGGACAGUCUUCGGCCCAAGCUCUCGGAGGAACAGCAGCGCAUCAUCGCCAUCCUGCUGGAUGCCCAUCACAAGACCUACGACCCCACCUAUGCCGACUUUACCCAGUUCCGGCCUCCGGUUCGUGGGGAUGCAUGCGGAGGCGGCCGUCCCUCAAGGCCCUCCUCCAGACACACGCCCAGCCUCUCCGGGGACUCAUCUUCCACCUGCUCAGAUCACUACGCGGCCUCGCUUGAUGUGAUGGAGCCGACCAGCUUCUCCAAUCUGGAUCCGAGGGAAGAAGAUUCAGAUGACCCUUCUGUGACCCUGGACCUGUCCCAGCUCUCGAUGCUGCCCCACCUGGCUGACCUGGUCAGUUACAGCAUCCAAAAGGUCAUCGGCUUUGCCAAGAUGAUUCCAGGGUUCAGAGAUCUCACUUCUGAGGACCAGAUUGUGCUGCUGAAGUCAAGUGCCAUUGAGGUCAUCAUGUUGCGCUCUAACCAAUCCUUCCUCAUGGACGACAUGUCCUGGACCUGUGGCAGCCAGGACUAUAAGUACCGCAUCAGUGAUGUGACCAAAGCCGGACACAGCCUGGAGCUGAUUGAGCCCCUCGUCAAGUUCCAGGUGGGGCUGAAGAAGCUGAACUUGCAUGAGGAGGAGCAUGUCCUGCUCAUGGCCAUCUGCAUUGUCUCCCCAGACCGUCCCGGCGUGCAGGAUGCUGCGCUGGUCGAGGCCAUCCAGGACCGCCUGUCCAACACAUUGCAGACCUACAUCCGCUGCCGCCACCCACCCCCUGGAAGCCACCUGCUCUACGCCAAGAUGAUCCAGAAGCUAGCCGACCUGCGUAGCCUCAAUGAGGAGCACUCCAAGCAGUACCGCUGCCUCUCCUUCCAGCCUGAGUGCAGCAUGAAGCUCACACCGCUGGUGCUGGAGGUGUUUGGCAACGAGAUUUCCUGACCAGGGAGACUGGCAGGGGCACCCGGGUGGUGCUGCUCCUCUGGGGCCCUGUGCCCUGGCCUGGGGCAGGCUGCUGCCCGGCAGCCCUUCCCACCCCAUCUGGAGUUCAGCCCCUCCUCCCCUACUGCCCCUCUCUCCCCAGCCGCUCCCAUCUCCUGCCCAACCUAACACCAGGUCUCCCUUUCCUGCCGACCACAGGCUGCCCCCAAGCCCUUGGGACCUCAGUCGUGAGGAGUUGCUGUUUAUUUGACAAAGAAACUCAAAUGGGGGCAGAGGGCAGAGGCCGAAGGUGGGGCCUUGCCCAGGGAUGCCCUUACCGCUCCAAAAGUGACUGCUUGGCCGAUGCCGAGGGGACAGUCGGGCAGGAGCAACGCACCCAUUCCUCAGGGACAGAGAUACCUGUACCUCCCCCCACUCCAGGCCCCCAUGUCCAGAGCCUAGUGGGGAUCUCCUUCCCCCUGCCCCGCCCAUGGUACAUGACUAGCCACCACCCCCACCCCCAUCUCAGCCUACUGCCGGUCUGUGCUGUCUUGUCCCAGGCAGUGUGCCACCGGCGGGGCUCCUCCCUUUGCCUUCCCACCCUGGCCUGUCCAGGAGACUCACUGCCAAGGAUGACCAAAAACAAGGUGACAGAGGUCACAACCCCCACCCCUCUCUGUUGGCCAAAGGGCACUUGCCCGACACUUCAAUGCCCACCUUCAUCUCAUUGCUAUGGUAACAGUCUCCCUGGAAGUCGCUAUGGUAAGGUGGGCUUUCUCCUCCUGGCAGGGGCCGCUAGCCCAGAGCCCACCUGCUGAGAAGCCCAAGGAGAGAAGAGAGCAGGGCCUAGGAGGUAGGGGACAGGCAAACCCAGCCUCACAGGAGGGUGGUGGGUGGUGGCCACAGCUGUCUGGUCUUCAAGUCCACGGCUCCUUGACCUGGAUCUAACAGGUUGGUUGAGCUGAGAGCUUUCCUUCCAACGAUCCACGUGGCAAGACUGAGUUGCCCCCAGGUUGCAGAGAAGUGCCUAGCAGCGUCCUCACCCUCGCCCCGCCAGUGCCUUACCUCCCACCCAGGAGAGAGAGAACUGGUGGCCAUGGGUGCUGGAGGAGCCUCACCCGAGGAUGGUCAAGUGUGAUGCAGAGAUGGGAGCACCUUCCCAAACACUUCAUGGUCUGGAGAAGCAGUGCCCCUCUGCGUGCCAGCAGGCUACCUCUUUUCCACUUGGUAGGGUAGGAUGGAAGAGAAGAACCCUCAGACAGACCCCGACAGCCCAGGCCAUGCUCUCCCCCCGCCCAUCUGGGCGUGGUUCCCAGACUGCCAUCCCCCAGAGACCCAGGAGCUAGUGCUCCAACACCUCGUUGUGGGAGGAGAGAGAGCGGGCUGGCUGCUGGGGACUAGGCAGAGGGAGGACCUGGGGGUGGAGUCACGUGGGGCUGGUUCCCUUCUUAUUCUCACUCCACCACCACCCCCAAAUCUGGAAGGGGUGGGGGGGGGGGACCUAACUUCCGACUCCAUUUUCCCUUCCAGAGCUAGCCCAGCCCAGGAGGUGGGAGCUCUUGUUCUGUUUACUCUGGGGGGGGGGUCCCCGGGUACGUGAGUCAUAGGUGUGUGGGACCACUGCAGACGGGGCUCUUCCGGGAGUCAGAGAGGGUCCCUCGGAUCGCUGCUUGAGUUUGGGGAGCACAGCCGCAUUCAAGAUCUCAAUGGUGGGGGGGGGGGUAGUCCCCGUCAGUCGAUGCUGCCUCCACCCUCCUCUGUUCUCCCAAAGGCCCGGGAGCAAUCAGACUCACACUGUGAGCACCAUCCGUGUCCACCGGGCCCAGUGUUUCUUCCAGUGGGGAAGCAUCUGAGAGCCACGUUUCUUACCGCACGAUACCAUCUGCAUGGCCAAGUCUGACAUUCAUCAGCCGUGAGUCGUUUCCAGCAUCAGACUCCGUUUUGUACUACAUCCGAAUGUAGCAGGUGGUAGACACCACUGAUGAGGAGAUAUUUCUGGAAGAAACACUUACUCUGUAAAAAUUCCAUACGCCAGUUAUUGGUAUUGUCCUUGCUGUUCUUUUACAAAUUAGGGCGAGAGCCUGGUUGGAUUCUGCAGAAGACUUUGGUCUCACUGGCUAGUCGGUGGGAAAAAAGGUUUAAAAAUCGCUACACUAGUUCAACUCCCUUGCUAAGGAAAAUGGACGUUUAGAAGGAAGUGUGGCUGGCCAAGCUCAGACAGUUAGUUAGGAGGGGUCCAGAGCCGGCCUGGACUGUGAACCCCCAGACCAGUGCUCUAUUCACAAACCACGCUCAAGCUCGGGCCCCUGAAGGCUAACCUGGUCCCUUAGGGGAAGGUCUGGAUUUUAGACAGCAAACCUAGAUCCUGGACCCCUGCCUUCCUUCCCUGAGUUGUCACCCUCCUGACCCAUCAGGAGGAGGAGGAGGAGGGACACCUCAGCCUGUGUCUCAAUGUGAAUCAGACCCCCCACCCCCACCCCUAAUGUGGCCCUGGCCGAACGGGGUCUCUGCCUCAGCUCUGUAUCAUGCUGUUGCCUUAUCAAUAAAAUGCAUUUGUGUU